Hippocampus comes (tiger tail seahorse) is the source of this 860-nucleotide messenger RNA. Its product is annotated as methionine-R-sulfoxide reductase B1-A. Gene Ontology annotation, biological process: protein repair. The transcript has 4 exons. Gene Ontology annotation, molecular function: peptide-methionine (R)-S-oxide reductase activity. The record is from RefSeq and is a predicted model, not a curated record. Gene Ontology annotation, cellular component: nucleus. Lineage: Eukaryota; Metazoa; Chordata; Actinopteri; Syngnathiformes; Syngnathidae.
AUUUGCGUGCUCUUUAAUCGUCAUAACCGGUAGUUUUACUAAACAAGCUUUAUUGUUUCGUUCUGCAUCAACUCGACUAAAGGCAGGUGGAAAUGUCCUUUUGUGCCUUCUAUGGUCGGGAGGUUUACAAAGACCAUUUCAAACCAGGAAUUUACGCAUGCGCCAAGUGUGAUCACCAUCUUUUCUCCAGCCGUUCCAAGUAUGAGCAUUCGUCUCCUUGGCCGGCCUUCACGGAGACCAUCCACCAAGACAGUGUGGCCAAACAUGAGGAGAGACCUGGAGCCUUCAAGGUUCUGUGCGGCAAGUGUGGAAAUGGCCUAGGCCACGAGUUUGUCAACGACGGGCCCGGCAGAGGCUUGUCUCGUUUUUGAAUAUUCAGCAGCUCACUGAAGUUCAUCCCUAAAGACAAAGUUGAUGGACAGUAAAGUGAGCGCACUGCAGGAGGUGCUGCUUGACGUCUGGAUGCCGCUAAGUAAGUGUGGACAGCAAAUGAAGCACUCUGGGAAAAAGCCUGACUGGGGAGCACCAGAGUUCGGAUCGGAGAGUGGCCGCACUGGACAGCAACAACAGAUUAUGCAAUGUUUGAGAUUCAGGAGAGAAUACCUUUGCUCAUAUUUGUAGUAGGGAAUCAAGUUACUGUAUUUGUGAAAUUUUAUAAGUAUACCAUAUUCUCUCAAUUUUUAUGAUAUUAAUUUUAAAAAGUUAUCUUCGCUAUGCAGCCUGUAUUUCUUUUUCUUACAGAAUUGUGUGAAAACAUGCACAAAGCAAAAUUUGCUCUCCCCUCUUGGUGAAAAUAAGCAGUGCUUUGCUGCUUCGUAACAGCGUCGUGUAUAAUAAAUAUAUUUCAAGAUACAUUUUAA